Molecule: messenger RNA, 510 nt
Organism: Saimiri boliviensis boliviensis (Bolivian squirrel monkey)
Lineage: Eukaryota; Metazoa; Chordata; Mammalia; Primates; Cebidae
Source: RefSeq, a predicted model, not a curated record
AUGCAACUGGCAAGGCUGCGGCGGCGCCUUUUCAAAGCCCCUCUGCAAGCCACACCCGCCUCCUCCCUCUCGAGUGGGGUCAAACCACUUAGUUUAUUUCACCUGCUGCCACUUUCUUCCCUGCCACGAAUUCAGCCUGGCUUCCUUUGGCCUGAGACAGCGUCUUCAGGCGGGUCGGUUGGGACUUGCCUAGCGGGGCGCCCACCUGCACCGGCACCCUCACCCGCGCCCGCACCCGCACCCGCACCCGCGGGGAGGGGCGGCGCUGGCCGGGCUCUCUCGGGUGGACUCGCGGAGCCGCGGCGGCAGUGCCUGUGGCAGACGGCGAGUCACGUGCAACAGAGGGGGCGGAGCGCGGCCGGACGGGUGGGUGGAGAAAACAAAGCCCCCAGCUGUCAGCAGAGGAAGGAGGCAACAGCGCCGGAGCAGGGUCCUGUUUCCCAGAGGAACAGUUCAUUUCAACAGCCAGGGAGAAAGCCUGGAUGCUCAAGCUGGAAGAAACCUCAUUGA